GUCAGUGAGCAGAACUUGAAGCAAAGCGAGGCGGAUCCCUUCACAGGCUUCAGUCAAGGCCUGAAAGUGAAGGUUCUCCCCAGCGUUGGUGCCACUCCAAGGCAAAUGACUUCGCAUCCGUAAGCAUCUGAUGUCAUUGCUAGCUACAGUCGCUGUCACUCAAGCGCAAUGCCCAUGAUCUAGGCGAUGGAUGCUGCCAAUGGAGAGUGGCGUGGAAGAGUGAUUGGAAAACAAGACGACCACCACAAGCUUGAGAGAGCUGCCUCGAACGUGAAGCUUUGAAGAAGAAAUCUGAACUGCAGUUAGUGCUCUAGAUGUCUCCUAGAGGCACUCUUUGAGGUAGUGCAAUGACUUGAGAAAAUGUCUGAAAAACUCGCACCGGACCGGAGGCACGCUUUUGUCCAUCAUGGCCAGAAGAUAUAUGAAUGGGAUCAGAGCCUGGAUGAAGUGAAUGUGUACAUUGACCUGCCGAGCGGAGUCAAGGCAAAGCAGCUGGAUUGUGAUGUACUGCCAAACCACCUGAGGGUGGGCAUCAAGGGCAACCCGCCCUACCUGGAUCAUGCACUGUGCGAGAAGGUGAAGAAGGACUCAUCUUUCUGGACAGUGGAGGACGGGGUCCUGCACGUCACACUGCAGAAAGCGGAGCGGGGCAAGGCGUGGCAAUCUGCGCUGGCAGGGCACACCUCCCUAGACCCCCUGUCCAGCGAGCAGGAGCAGAAGCGGCUCAUGCUGGAGCGUUUCCAACAGGAGAAUCCUGGCUUCGACUUCUCUGGAGCCGAGUUUUCUGGUCAAGUUCCUGAUCCAAGCACAUUCAUGGGCGGGGUGCGGAAUAGUUGAGCAGCGUAUCUGGGACAUUUGCGCAUCGCAAGGUCACGGGUCUUUCAUUGACGACGCAAUUUGAUGCAUGAUAUCAUGCACCGCGUGUAUUUCAGGUUGGGUGCCAGCAAGCUGCCUGUGUCGUAAAGAUAUACCAGCAUAUCCUCGAAAUGUACCAUGUUUAUAAUGUUACACAUCUAUAACUCCUGAUCUUCGAUAUCACGAAAGCUGCCCGAAACGAUCAUGGAUCGUUGGAGGAAACCGUGAACAAUUUGC
Klebsormidium nitens is the source of this 1092-nucleotide messenger RNA. NCBI's taxonomy places the organism in Eukaryota, Viridiplantae, Streptophyta, Klebsormidiophyceae, Klebsormidiales, Klebsormidiaceae. The record is from the annotation of a GenBank genome assembly.